Molecule: messenger RNA, 2091 nt
Organism: Fusarium vanettenii 77-13-4
Lineage: Eukaryota; Fungi; Ascomycota; Sordariomycetes; Hypocreales; Nectriaceae
Exons: 1
Coding region: 1-2091 (696 amino acids)
Source: RefSeq, a predicted model, not a curated record
AUGGCAGAAUCAACAGAUCCCACCACAACCGUGCCAAAUCUUUACCACCCUCUUGACACAGACAAACAUGACCUGCGUCUUCUCGAAAUCUGCCCAUCCGAAAACAACGGUUCACAAGUCCAAGUCAAAAUCUUUCCUUGUUGUUUCGAAGACGUGCAAGGCCAGUUCAUCCCUUUGUCAUAUGUCUGGGGCGAUCAAACAGAUACCGAGACCAUCAUCAUCAACGGGAUCCCCAAGAAGGUUACUAAGAAUCUCGCCCUUUUCUUACGGCAGAUACGGAGCAUCCUCCCGGAAAUCCUCACCUCCAUCCCAUGGGAGAAGCCUGCACUCUUCUGGGCCGAUGCAAUAUGCAUCAACCAGGAUGACACGGAGGAGCGUAACCGUCAAGUCCAGCUCAUGGGGUCUAUCUACGGCUCCGCGCCAACAGUCCUUGCUUGGCUUGGGGAGGCUCAAGAUUCACAUUUCGCCGCCAACAUGGCCAACGCCGCUGAUUCAUGGCUGAACGCCUGUGAUGAGAAGGACCCAGACGGGGAUCGUGACCCAAACUUUGACGGUUGGAUGGAAAGACAUCCAGACUUUUGGUCACUCUCCGGAGAUGUCAACAAAACGAAUUCAUACUUCAGUGCCGUUAAAACACUACUAAACUCACCGUAUUGGCAGCGCACCUGGACAUUCCAAGAGAUAACGCUACCGGCCGACACUCUCCUCGUUCAUGGCUCAGCGCUUAUUAGGCUAUCCUCGUUGGAAGCACUCACCUUGUGGAUGCUGGGCUUUCUCAGCAGAGCAGCGUCUGAUUUCUCGUUCCUAGAUCGAGGGACUUACCGGGAUUUACUCAUGACGGUUGAAUUUGCCACUGUCUCAGUCAGUUACUCCAUCAGAUCGGCACUCGUAACGAGAGAGGAAUUAGCCACCCAAGAACGCCCGACACUCGCUCUCGUGCCGUCCUUGGCUGGCCUGUAUGCGAGUGACCCACGGGACAAAAUAUUUGGCCUCCUGGGUGUGGUGGAUACACAGCUCAUUGCAGACUACAGCAAGCCUUUCAUCCAAGUUUACUGCGAAUUCGUCUCGGCCUGGUUGCUCGAGGUCCGGGAUCUCAACUUUCUACUCGACGCUUGCCGCACACGUCACAGAGAGGUCCAACCUGGGCUGCCAUCGUGGGCUCCAGACUGGGAUGCCAUCUCUCAAGCUUUGAACACGGACGAAGAUAUGGUUGAUGUAUAUCCGAUGGGAAAUUUCUUGCAUGAAAGAGAUCAUCAAGCAUCUGCGCGUCUACUUACAGACCCUGCACACCUUAGCCAAUCUUCCCGCAUCUUGACCGCAACCGGGGUGGUAUGUGACGAAGUAGAGGAGGUAUACCCAGCCUGGAGAGAUUCCAAAGGAUCAUUGGCCAUUAGGACCAGCUUUUUCGAUCUGGUACAGAGGCACAUAGAUCGCUCCAUGCUCGGUGGUAACUGCUCAAGGAGGCAUGUAUUCCAAGCGCUCUUCCGCACUGCUCUGCAUGAUACAUGCCCGGUAGACGGCUCAGGAUACAGCUCACCAUAUCUUCUACAAUCCGACGCAACAAAGGUUCACACGUGGGGGAUUUGUUUUCUCCUUUACCUGGCAUUGCGCUACACGGCUAUUGGCGAUCCAUCGGCACCCGACCCUGAUAGCAUUGCGACAACACUAUUUCCCCGCCUAGGCAUCCCGUAUGGACAAGAUUUUUCACGCUUCUGGAGGGAAGAGAUCUUUGGCGACAUGAAGUUGGGGGAGCCCGACGUGCCUCAUUGGCGACAUGCUCCAGCGGCUCUCCAGUGGGCGAUGGAGAACCACAUGGCCGAGUUCCAUAGUAUCCGGCUGCAUUCGACCACUCCUCUGGAAACUAAUGUUAAAUUUCUCACCAAGAACAACUACAUGGGCUUUUCCAGUUCUGUAGAGGUAGGAGACAAGGUUGUCGUGCUGGGUGGCUGCGGCGCCCCAGUGCUCCUCAGACCAAAGGAUGGUCAUUACGAGCAUAUCAGCGCAUGUUUCGUGGUCGACCUCAUGGACGGGGAGGCGAAGGACAUGUUAGACCGAGGGGAGGCGAAGCUUGAGACUUUUGAAAUUCAUUAG